Dermacentor andersoni is the source of this 1050-nucleotide messenger RNA. The record is from RefSeq and is a predicted model, not a curated record. NCBI's taxonomy places the organism in Eukaryota, Metazoa, Arthropoda, Arachnida, Ixodida, Ixodidae.
AUGCAGUACACCGAGGGAACUGACCGUCCCAGCCGUUGUGCCUGGGCGACACGCCACUGGGAGCCGUGCGUCAUCGCCUCGUCGGUGGUUCUGGGUGCCGUCCUGGGUUUGUCGCUACAGGGCCAGUCUCUCAAUCAACGGCAUCGCAUGUACAUCGCCUUUCCUGGAGAGGUGUAUGCAAGGAUGCUGGCCAUGCUGUUCGUGCCGCUCAAGGUGUCCUGCAUCGUGGGCUCCAUCGGGAGCACCUCGUACCGCACGGGCGGCAAGAUGCUGCGCUGCGCGCUCGCCUACUGGGUGCUGAGCGCCGCCAGCGCCGCCGCGGUCGCCUUCGGCACCACGCUGCUGCUGCGCGCCGUUCGCAACGAGACCGCCUCGUCGCUGCAGCUCAGUCCCGCGGCGCCGCUCAACGUGACAGCCCUCCGCACCACGGACCUUACCAUGGACAUGAUUCGGGGCCUGUUCCCGCCGAACAUUGUGGACGUGUCCAUGAAAACUUGGCCGUCGAAAGAGGCCCCGCGCGUCAGCGAACUCUGGGCCGACGAGUUGCGAAAGCCGUGCUCGCAGCGGUACCAGGAACGCGACAGCGGCGUCGAUUACGAGAACCCGCUUCGGCGGGUGAGCGGCCUCGGUCUCCUGUCGUUCACCGUCGCCCUGGGCUUCGUGCUGGCGCACAACGCGGACGACCGGAACGUGUUGCUCAACUUCUUCAUCAACCUGAGCAACGGCAUCGCUGCCAUGGGCCGGUUGCUGUCCUGGUUCCUGCCCGUGGGCCUGAUGUCGCUCACGGCCGACGGCAUCCUGGAGGCCGCCGGGAAGCUGCGCUCGGCGCACAGCGUCUCGCUCCUGCUCACCUACUCGCUGAACGUGGUGGUGGCCGUGCUGGUGCACACUUUCAUCGUGCUGCCCCUCAUCCAGUGGCUCCUGGUGCUGCGCUGGAACCGCGGCAUGGUCGGCUUCAUCGGACAGGUGCGGACGCGCCAUCGUUGCGGCACUGCGAUUGGCCCCCAUGACGGCCUCGGUUCCUGGCCGAGCAAAUCAAACGCGACAUGA